This is a messenger RNA of Punica granatum (pomegranate), 2626 nucleotides long. NCBI's taxonomy places the organism in Eukaryota, Viridiplantae, Streptophyta, Magnoliopsida, Myrtales, Lythraceae. The record is from RefSeq and is a predicted model, not a curated record.
GGCUAUUACUUCUCAGGGAAAAUUUCACUCUUCAUUGCCUGAAAUUUUUCCUGCCAAAUAUAUUAAGAACAAGCACUACAUACAUUCUACACCAUUUUCUUUUUCUCUAUUGAUUUACGUACGCACGUACGAUUAGCUCACAAGUUCGAUUCAUUCCAUUUCCUCUGCAACAAGCGGACGGCUCUUUGUCGAUUUUCUCAGUAUUCCCGUGACUCCAACGUCCGAUCAUUGUAGAUAUCAUUUCAAGCAUAUCCGGGUGUGGAAAGAGAAAUAAUAUAACUAGCUACUUAGCAAUGGAGAACAUGGAGAUAGCUCACGAAAAUGGCAGCGGCGUCACCAGCGGGCUCUUAGGGAAACUAUGCAACAGCAGCAGCGACCCUUUGAAUUGGGGCGCAAUGGCAGAGUCGUUAAAGGGGAGCCACCUUGACGAGGUGUUGAGGAUGGUGGCCGAGUCUCGGAGGCCGGUGGUCCGACUUGGUGGCGAGUCCCUCACGAUAGCUCAGGUGGUGGCUGCAGCAGCCGCCAGCUUGGGGGCCAGAGUCGAGCUGUCGGAGGAGGCGAGGGCCGGCGUGAAGGCCAGCAGCGACUGGGUCAUGGACAGCAUGAACAAGGGUACUGACAGCUACGGGGUCACCACAGGGUUUGGAGCCACUUCCCAUAGGAGGACCAAGCAGGGUGGAGCCCUUCAAAAGGAGCUUAUAAGAUUUUUGAAUGCUGGCAUUUUCGGGAACGGGACAGAGUCGUGCCACACGCUGCCGCACUCGGCAACCCGAGCGGCCAUGUUGGUGAGGAUCAACACCCUCCUCCAGGGGUACUCCGGCAUCAGGUUUGAGAUCCUGGAAGCCAUCACAAAACUCCUCAACCACAACAUCACCCCGUGCUUACCGCUUAGGGGAACCAUCACGGCAUCGGGCGACCUCGUCCCACUGUCCUACAUUGCUGGGCUAUUAACGGGCAGGCCCAACUCCAAGGCCGUCGGGCCCAAUGGCGAGACACUGGAUGCUACCCAGGCCUUCAGUCUGGCUGGGAUUGAGAGCGGGUUCUUCGAGCUGCAGCCCAAGGAAGGCCUCGCUAUGGUGAAUGGCACGGCGGUCGGGUCCGGCUUGGCAUCCAUAGUCCUCUUCGAGGCCAACAUAUUGGCAGUCAUGUCAGAGGUUCUCUCGGCAAUCUUCGCCGAAGUCAUGCAAGGCAAGCCCGAAUUCACGGACCACUUGACGCAUAAACUGAAGCACCACCCGGGCCAAAUCGAGGCCGCUGCCAUAAUGGAGCACAUCUUAGACGGGAGCUCUUACGUCAAAGAGGCCGAGAGAUUGCACGAAAUGGACCCCCUCCAGAAGCCCAAACAGGACCGUUACGCCCUGAGGACAUCUCCCCAGUGGCUCGGGCCCCAGAUAGAAGUGAUCCGGGCUGCAACAAAGAUGAUCGAGCGGGAAAUUAACUCCGUGAACGAUAACCCGUUAAUCGACGUCUCGAGGAACAAGGCCCUCCAUGGCGGGAACUUCCAGGGGACCCCGAUCGGGGUGUCCAUGGACAACACCCGGCUCGCACUCGCCUCGAUCGGGAAGCUGAUGUUCGCUCAGUUCUCCGAGCUCGUGAAUGACUUCUACAACAACGGGCUCCCCUCAAACUUGUCCGGUGGGAGGAACCCGAGCUUGGACUACGGGUUCAAGGGGGCAGAGAUCGCAAUGGCCUCGUACUGCUCCGAGCUCCAGUUCCUGGCGAAUCCGGUGACGAACCACGUCCAGAGCGCGGAGCAACACAACCAAGACGUGAACUCGCUGGGUCUGAUCUCGUCCCGGAAGACGGCCGAGGCGGUGGACGUGCUGAAACUCAUGUCCUCCACAUUCCUGAUAGCCCUCUGCCAAGCCAUUGACUUGAGGCACUUGGAGGAGAUCCUAAAGAGCACAGUGAGGAACACCGUCGGCCAAGUUGCUAGGAAAGUCCUCCUGACGGGUCCUCAAGGGGAACUCCACGAGGCCCGGCACUCCGAGCUGGGCCUGAUCCAGACCGUCGAGCGGGAGCAUGUGUUCGCCUACGCUGACGACCCCUGCAGCCCGAACUACCCGUUGAUGCAGAAGCUGAGACAAGUCCUGGUCGACUCCGCAUUGAGCAACGGGGAAAAAGAACUGAACCCAACCACCUCCAUCUUCCAGAAGAUAGCCGCCUUCGAGGAGGAGCUGAAGGCGGUGCUCCCGAAGGAAGUGGAGAAGGCACGUGCUGAGCACGAGGCUGGGAGCUCCAAGGUCGAGAACCGGAUCGAGAAAUGCCGGUCUUAUCCGCUGUACCGGUUUGUGAGGGAGGAGCUCGGGACUGGGAUGCUCACGGGGGAGAAGGUCCUGUCCCCAGGGGAGGACUUCGACAAGGUGUUCACGGCAAUGUGUGAAGGGAAGUUGAUCGACCCAUUGAUGGACUGCCUCAAGGAGUGGAACGGAGCUCCUCUUCCUAUCUGCUAGGGGAACAUUUUACUCAUAUCACAUCGUCAUCAUACCAAUGAAGAAGAAGAAAACAAUCGAUGGUCAAUGCUUUUUUUGUUAUUAUUAUUUUUUUUGGGUAUGCAAGUUCUUGAAAAGUUCUCUCAACAUAUCUGUAACUGUGACUUGGGAUAAAUUUGUACUUUUCUCAUGUU